Messenger RNA from Cephus cinctus (wheat stem sawfly), 4346 nucleotides. RefSeq lists its product as uncharacterized. Gene Ontology annotation, biological process: centriole replication; regulation of cytokinesis; centrosome duplication. Gene Ontology annotation, cellular component: centriole. Bases 678 to 3212 code for a protein of 844 amino acids. The transcript is spliced from 8 exons. The record is from RefSeq and is a predicted model, not a curated record. NCBI's taxonomy places the organism in Eukaryota, Metazoa, Arthropoda, Insecta, Hymenoptera, Cephidae. Gene Ontology annotation, molecular function: protein binding.
AAGGGAUUUUCUAGUAUCACUAGUCUGGGGUUUGGGAACGUUUGAAUGUAUCGUAUCGUAACCGUUUUGGAAAAGUUGAAGUCGUAUCAAAUUUUGUCAUAAAACAUUUUGAAAUAAAACAUCGCAAAUUCAUUGAUAACUAAAGUUUUUUGUAAUAUCACUCCCACGAGACCCAACAACUAUUGUUCUUGAGAAAAUAGGUUUAAUGUUUUUAGUUUUUAUAGUUCAAUUAUUUGAAUGAAGUCACUUCAUACAUUGAUGCGUCUAUGCCCUUAGUAGAUCACGUAAACGGUGUCGGUUGCAGCCAGUUGCAGCUCAAUUUGAAAUGUCUGUUGAUUGUUUGUUGUUCCUUCUGAAUAUUAAAAAACGAUACGUUUAUCGUUAAACUUAUUCGGGUUUUAACGUGAAACGCGACAAUCGUCAUGAACAAGAAAAUGCAAUGUCAAUCACAACCUGGUACUUGAUUUCAUUUUAUAAUAACGCUGCUUAAAGUAGAGCAAAUGCUUUUUUAGGCUACUAAUAUGAUAGCCUGAUACUAAUUUCCUUAUUACUUGUUAAUGAAUUAUCAAUAAAUAUGGGUUUGGCACGAUAUACGAUAUACCUUGAUGACUACACUGUGUUAGUGUUGGCCGGAGUUUGCCGGUAUUCGUAAGGUUUAAAUUAUUAAGAAUAUUAUAAUGGAUCAGGCAAGGUAUGUUUCUUGCAUCAAACUCAAUGGCAUUCCAAUUCUUCCACCACUGAUGACUGAAGAUAUUAGAAUGGAAAUGAAUUAUUAUAAGCAGUUAGCAAUGGCAGUGGAAGAGAAAUUAAAAACAUUGCAAAUUGCCAAAGAAGCUGAGACUGAUAAAUGCAAAGGUGAUGUUCCAAGAGAUUAUAAGAAAUAUACAGAGGACAGAAGUAACUCCACAGAAUCUGCUGCCAAUGAUUCUAUAAAUAUUGAAUCAGAGGGUAACUCUGUUGAUACGACACCCAAUACUAUAACUGUCAUUGAUUUUCCAAUGAAUGAAGAAAAGAAACCUGAUGAGAGAAAUAAUUUUGAAAGUACAGACGUAAGCAUUACUGAAUCUGUAUUGGAAACAAUUGGUCGUCAAUGGAAAUCAAUAUCCGACGACGAAACCGUUUCAUGUCCCAACGAAGCCCAACUAAUUGGUAGUAUAAGUUCUGAUACCGUUACUGCGAGCACGGACUUGAAUCACUAUUUAAAUGAAACAAUAUCGACCAGACCUAACACUGCCGAAACAACACCCGAGACUUGGAAACCACAAGUGCCUAAAACUUUGGAUAUUGUACCAAUAACUGUAGAUGCACCACAUCCAUUGGAAAGUAAAUCGGUGUUAGAAAACACUGAGGCAAUUCAUGUGGAGGAGUCCACAUUGGAAACUCCGAAAUUGGUUCGACAAGGCUCUUAUGUUUUGGAAACUCCAAGUCCAAUGCUGUUAGCACAUUUGCAGACAGAAUUAGCGAACACGACCUACGUUCCCACAAUGACACAUAAUACAAUAAAGCGUAAAGAGUGGAAUAUCACCCAAGCUAAAACGGAGUGGGAGAAUCAAAUUAAAAACAACCAAUUCAUUGUUUCGGAUAACUCAAGACAUGAAGCAGGAUCCAGGCAAAGAAGAAACAGUAUAUCAAAUACCAAUAGUCAAAGAACAUGUAAGUCUGUUGUUCAUACAAAAGGUCGUCCUCCUCUUGGCAUUCGUCAAAGUACAAGAUCAGUCGAUUGUAUCCAAACUAUGCUUGCAAAGGAAUAUCGAACUCGAGGUACCAAUAAUAAAAAUAAUUAUGGUCAACGUUGCACUCCUAAUGCAUGUAGUGCUGUGAAAAAUUACAAUAGAUGGAAAACCAAUAAAAAUGUAUCGAUAUUAAAUCUGGCUAAUAAAUUAGGAGGAUCAUUAGGAAGUCUUAGCAGCGUGAACACGCAACCAUACAGAUGCAUCGACAAGGAACAUGCGGAAGAUGUUCAACAAAAUAAAAACUUCCAUGAGGGCUCUAUAACGGAUAGCGAAACACAGAAUUCGAAAAGCCCGUUGAAAUCUGUGGUAACGUCUGAAAAGUUGCUAACUAUUUUUAAGGAAAUACAAAGUGCACACGAAAAACAAAUGGCAGAUCUUAUGGAGAGACAGCGAAGAGAACAAUCCAAUAUGCAAAAAGAAUUUGAGAGGCAACAAAUACUUUUGCUGACACAGAUUAAGAAAACGUUUCCUGGAAUCUCAAUGACUGUACUCCCGGAGUCGAAUUCGAAUACAGUUUUGGAUAAGUCAAUACCGUCACCUCAUGAAAUAUCUAUGAAUACUUCAGAAGAACUUGCACAACAGAAAAUAACUGAAAACUUGUUAAAAGGUGUACAGAAAGUCAAUGAAGUACAGUGUGUGGAUGAGAUAAAUCAUGCAAAUGUUAUGAAGUGUCCUCUGGAUUAUAUUUAUCCUGCAAAUGGAACCUGUCAUUCCUCUCAUUAUGAACGAACUAGUAGUCAGUCUACGCAAACGUCUGAGGAUGAAAGUGUUUCCAAGACCGAUGACUCGUCAUCAACAAAAGAUAUGAUGACACAAAACUACAAUAAUGAUGAUUACACUAGCAAUGGGAAACAAUCUGACAGUUCUGAACGCAGGCAUUCCAAUGUUAUCAGACAACUGUUUCCACUGGAUAGUAGAACAACGCAUCUACCAGUGCCGGAUAAUACCUUGUAUACAGAAAAUCAUAUUCGUGCAGCCACAAUAAUAAAUGCGUAUGCUAGAGGUUACUUGGUACGUAGAUUGAUGAAAACGGAGAAUGUCAUUGCUUUAAAAAAUACUUACAAGGAAGCACUGCAUUGUAUGCUUAAGUUACACGUGGAUGCACCGCUGAAUUUGCCGGAACUUAAUUUCCAUCAACGCCUUCAAUUGCAGUGUGAUGCAGCUUCGAUGAACAUAGUGGAACUGUUUGCACAAUGUCCUUCAAAGAAGAUGCAAGUGAUAGCACAUGAUCGUGAAAUCAAGAAAUCUCGAUCAGAACGACCAAGUUCGGCAAGAUCAUUUUCCUUCGCAACGCAGCGGACGCUCGCAAGAAAAAAACUUAAGGAAUUGGGAGAAUAUCAAACACCUCCAGUGAGUCGGCCAACUUCAUCAAGGACGAGAUGCCAAACUUGGGCUUCACAAACGAGGGAGAAGCGUUCGCCUAAUAUAUUACUAUCCGCGAUGCGAACAAAGAAUAAAUUGUUCCAGAUCAAGGUAUAAAGAGAAGUACCAGUGUAGGAACGGUGCGCAAGCCAUGGCGAUAAAAAAAGACACUAAAGUGCCUUUCACAGUUUGAUCUAAGUCAGCAAUUUGUACAAAUUUUACUGCGGUUAAUACGAGAAAAAAAAAUAUUAAGGAGUUUCACCUAGUGCCUGAUACGUAUAAUUUUUAAUAAAUUUAUUUAGUAUAUAUUCGUUAAGAAUAAACAGUGAAAGGUGCACUAUUGCAAUCCUGUGAUACAUGAAUUGAAUUCAUGAACACUUUUGUUUAGAUUUGUUAUUGAUCAGUUUUACAACGAGAGCAAUAACCGUACGAAUAAUUGUUUCUGAAAACUAUUGCAAUAAAUGAGUAUGCAUCAUGAAUAGAAAGGCUUUAAGCUAGUGCAUACGGAAAAACAUAAGAACAAUAUAAACGCCACAAGGAUACAUGAUGUGCCAUUGCUAAUACAAGAAUAGGUUGCUUUUGCGAUUGAAAUGAAACAACUAUUGUUAUGUCAAUGGUUAUUUAUUAAUAAUUACUGUUUAAGAUUUUAAGCACUAAGUUUCAGUUUUCCAUGGUAUAAAUGAACAAUUAAUUUAUUAUCAGUACAUUGUAAAUUCAUAAAUUUUGUUUUGUUCCAUUAGUUGUGAAUUAUUUAUAAGGGUAAAUGUUUUUAAUGUUACAUAUUUUUGUAUUUAUGAAUCUCGUAUCUAUUUUGCAGUGUAUUUUCAAAACAAAAAUUUUUAAUCACAUAUGUGCUAAUUGUAGAUUGUUACAUUUAAUAUCAAUUAAGCUUCCAAGCAACAAUAUAUAAUAUUUGUAUCGAUUAGAUCUAUACUAUCAAAUGCAAGAUAUUUUUCUUUUAUUUGGUGUACGUAAAACUUUUUAUUAGCUAUUCAUAUUAAGUACUAGUAUUACAAGAAUUAGUUUAUGAUAUUUUUAUGCAAGAACGGAUUUGUAAAUUACAUAAGAAUUUUUUAUUUUACAUUAAUUGUAUAUCAAUAGAAGUUUAAGUCAAGUGCUUGCCAUUAGUGAAAGAUCUGCUCUAAUGAGAAAAUUAGAAUUAGAUACGGAUUUCUUUUUGGAAAGCAUCAGAAUUUAUGUUAUCGAGGAUUGAUUAUAAUUAGGAAAUAAAUUCAUUUGAAGUAUGAAAUA